Molecule: messenger RNA, 585 nt
Organism: Arabidopsis lyrata subsp. lyrata
Lineage: Eukaryota; Viridiplantae; Streptophyta; Magnoliopsida; Brassicales; Brassicaceae
Product: defensin-like protein 6
Exons: 2
Coding region: 175-396 (73 amino acids)
Biological process (GO): defense response
Source: RefSeq, a predicted model, not a curated record
UGACCAUAACUACACUACGUGGCAAAAAAGAAAAGAAACCCUAACCAAACUACAUUUGAAACUCUAUAUAUAUGGAGUCUUGGAGAUGUAGCUCUUGCUCAAUUCAUCACUUACGUUUUUAAAAUUUCAUAUAUACAACAAGGGAAAAAGGUUUCUCGAUAUAUAGGAUUAUAAAUGGAGAACAAGUUUUUCACUGCCUUCUUCUUGCUUCUCGUCCUCAUCUCAUGUCAGGGGAUCAUUGGGAGUGAUGGAAGGACAUGUCAGUCAAAGAGCCACCACUUCAAAUACAUGUGUACCUCCAGCCACAACUGUGCCAUAGUCUGCCGUAACGAGGGCUUUUCCGGUGGUCGGUGCCAUGGCUUCCAUCGCCGUUGCUACUGCACCCGCCUUUGCUAACUAGUUCAUUUUUUUAUCAAUCCAUUUUAAAUGUACUUUUUCUUUCAUUUUUCCCAUUUCGAAUACUAAUAAAGUUCAUCGUUUGUUUUUUUUUUUUUGACGUCUAUCGUCUGGUUAAUCUAGAGGAACAAAUGAGAUAUAUAGUGAGAAAAUCUUACGCUGAAUCUGAAACAAGCAAUUUAUUAGACA